Messenger RNA from Eurypyga helias (sunbittern), 5391 nucleotides. RefSeq names its product KIAA0100 ortholog (gene BLTP2). The record is from RefSeq and is a predicted model, not a curated record. The transcript is spliced from 32 exons. The annotation marks the transcript as partial. Lineage: Eukaryota; Metazoa; Chordata; Aves; Eurypygiformes; Eurypygidae.
GAGAUUGACAACGUCUGGAUCGCCAGUAAACUGAGCCGGGAGCUGCCGCGCUACUUUGAGCUGUGUUUCGGCGAGGUGCGAAUCCGCACGGAUCUGCAGAAGGGCGCUGGGUUCCAGCCUUCCGGCCCGGAGGCUCCCAGGGAUGCCGAUGGAAGCGAAAACAGAGCAGACCUGACCCUUAAACCCUCCCUGCUGAGGCUCCUUAGCCAGCUCUUUUCCAUCCACAUGGACUCCAUCAACGUCAUGGUUCUGCACGUGGCCACCUCGGAGUCUCUCUGGCACAUCCAGGCCAGCAAGACCCGUUUCCUCCUGAAUGGCGAUGGGAAGAGCCUGACCUGUGAGGUGAGCCUGACAAAGGUGAACAGCAAGGUACUGCGGAGCAGCCAGCUGGAUGACGCGUGCCUGGCGGAGCUGGCCCUGGCUCUCUCCCUCUCGCUGGAGAUCAGCAGCAAGCGGCGGCUGGUGGGCGUCCGGCUGCGCAUCCGGACGCUGCAGGCGGAGCUGCACGAAGGGCUCUUCUGCAGCCCGCUGCUGCACCGCAUCACUGCCGGGGAGCAGCCCGGCGCAGGCCAAGGGGAGCCCCCGAAGUCCCCAUCCCUGCUGAGCAGGGACACGCUGCAGCUCAUCCCUGGGAGGGUGGAGGUGAAGCUGGAGAACACCAGCGUGGUGCUGUCGAUGAACAGCCAGAAGAGGCACCUCACCUGGAGCCUGAAGCUGCUGCAGUUUCUAUAUCAGCGUGAAGAGGAGCAGAUCCCGCUGCGCAACUUCACGCCCACCUCAGACCUGGACCAAAUGAGUGUAGACCUCCAGCUGGAGGAUGGCCUUCUCCUGUCCCAGAGCCGCCAGCGCAUCGUGUGCCUCAACUCCCUGAAGACCAGCCUGCAGGUCACAGCCAUUGACCUCUCAGCCGCUGUGCUGCUCAACACCUGCAUCAUCCACUACCGCCACCAAGAGUUUUCCCACUGGCUGGGCCUGUUGGCACAGGAAUACAGGUGCCGGGUGGUGCCUAGCCCCAGCCAAGGGCACAAGGGAAGGAGCUAUCCCCAAAUCCUAGCGCCUGUCAUCCUGUGUGCCUCGCUGUCCAACGUCAACGUGUCAGUGCAGCUGGGGGACACGCCACCCUUCGCCUUGGGCUUCAACUCCAUCUCUGCAGACUACCAGCACCUGCGGCCACAGAGCGUGCACCAGCGCGCGGUGCUGGCCGUGGAUCACUUGUGCUGGCGCGUGGGCAACGACUCGCACAUCCAGCGUGCCCCGCAUCCUCCCAACAUGCACGUGUGGGGAGAAGCCCUCAUCCUCGACUCCUUCAACCUGCAGGGCAGCUACAACCAGCCCCUGGGCAUGUCCAGCGCCCAGUCAGACACGCUUUUCCUGGACUGCACCAUCCGGGGGUUGCAAGUGGAGUCGUCGGACACCUGCACCGAGUGCCUGGCCAGGGUCCUGCCCCUCUUCUGCCCACAGCCCAGCGGAGCCGAGCUUGCCGAGCAGCCGCCCUCUGCCUCAAGUGAGCCCUGGGGGCUGCUCUGGAAGGUGGAUCUGAAGGUGGAGGACGUGAACCUUUUCACACUCUCAGCCCUGGUGGGCGCCCUGGAGCUGCGGCUGGACACGCUGACCAUCCUGGGGAGUGCCGAGAGCUGCACGGUCAGUGUCCAGGGCAUGGUGCUGGCCUUGGUGAAGAGCAUCACGGAGAAGAUGCAGCCGUGCUGCAAAGCUCCUGCCAUCCCCAACCCGGUGGCCAACCUCUCCAUGCUCUCCAUCACCUACCACAGCAGCAUCCGCUCCCUGGAGGUGCAGUGCGGCGAGGGGCUGGCGGUGCUUUGGAGCCCACCCGACCACAUGCACUUGUACCAUCACACCCUGGCCACCCUGCAGUGCCACGAAGCCUUGCGCAGUGUCCUCGGCCACGGGACACCUCCAUCCCUGCCCCCGGGGAGCCCGACGUCCCACCCGGCCACCCCCGCUGAGACAACAGGGCCCCUUCCGCCUGAUGGGACCCCCCCAAAAAGACUCCUAUCGCUGUCCCUGGAGCUGAGCUCUGCCAAACUCACAGCCUUUGUCUCUGAGGCCAACUACAUCAGCCUGGCAGCCGAACGGACCUCCGUGAGCUGGCACGGCGGUGCCCUGCACGGCUACUGCCCCGAGCUGGCCGCCGGCUUUGACGGACACAGCAUCUUCAGCUUCAAGGAGGUGGAGGUGAAGCUGCUGCCGGAGCUGGAGGAGGUCAUCCUACACCGCUGCGCCUUCCCCACCCUCCGCACCCUCCGCAACCGGGGCUGGGCUUUCUCCUUCGCCAGCGUGACCAUCGAGUUCCCCUACCAGUACGACUUCUCCCACACGCUGGAUGCAGCCGUGGGCGUGCAGAAGUGGCUGAAAGGCUUACACCGGCGCGGGCGCCCUGCCAGCGCGGCGCUGCCUCCCGACCUCCUCCUCAAAGUGACGCACUUCUCCUGGGUCUUCCUGGAUGACGUCUUUGAGGUGAAGCUACGGGACAACUAUGAGCUGAUGAAGGACGAAAGCAAGGAGAGCGCCAAGCGGCUGCAGCUGCUGGACGCCAAGGUGGCCGCGCUGCGCAAGCAACACGGCGAGCUGCUGCCCGCCCGCAAGAUCGAGGAGCUCUACGCCUCGCUGGAGAAGAAGAACAUCGAGAUCUACAUCCAGCGCUCGCGGCGCCUCUAUGCCAACACGCCCAUGAGGAGAGCCCUCCUCACCUGGACCCUGGCCCACCUGGAGCUGGUGGCCAUGGCAGAUGAGUCCUUCCACGGCACAGAGCGUGUGUUGGAGCAGAUGAGGGACGUGGAUGGCGUCAGCCCCUUCCCCGCCGAGGGUUUGGAGAUGGUGACCCAGUGGUGCCGCAUGAUGAAGGGCAGAGUUGGCAGCUUCUUUGUGCGGAUCCGUGACUACCCGCGCUACCUCUUUGAGAUCCGGAACUGGCAGCUCUCAGGCCGGCUGAUCGGAGCUGAGCAGUGCGGCCAGGCCUGCUCCCGGCGCCGCCAGGUCCUGAAGCUGGGGCUGCCCUGGGGGGACGCCACGGUGGAGAGGAACAUGCCACCCUUGAAAUUCUACCAUGACUUCCACUCUGAGAUUUCCCAGUACACCAUCGUGUGGGGACCCUGCUGGGACCCAGCCUGGACCCUGAUCGGCCAGUGCGUGGAUCUCCUCACCAAGCCCUCGGAGGACCCCAGUGCCCCCUUGCCCUGGUGGGACAAGAGCCGCCUCCUCUUCCACGGAGACUGGCAUAUGGACAUCGAACAGGCCAACCUGCAUCAGCUGGCCACCGAGGACCCCUACAACACCACGGAGAACAUGCACUGGGAGUGGAGCCACCUCUCCUUCCACUGGAAGCCCGGGCAGUUCGUCUUCAAGGGCAACCUGGACAUCAACGUCCGGACAGCCUCCAAGUAUGACGACUGCUGCUUCCUGCACCUGCCCGACCUAUGCAUGACACUAGACCUGCAGUGGUUGUGCCACGGGAACCCCCACGACCACCACGGCGUGGUGCUGCGCUCCCCCGAAUUCCUGCCCGAGGUGCCGGUGGGGCAGCAGUACGAUUCCUACCGUGCCUUCCGUUCUGAGAACCUCAACCUCUCCAUCCGGAUGGACCUGACGCGGCCCAGCGAGGAGCACUCCCAGCCCCGGAUCCUGCUCUACAGCAGCACCCUCCGCUGGAUGCAGAACUUCUGGGCCACGUGGACCAGCGUGACGCGCCCCAUCUGCCGUGGCAAGCUCUUCAACAACAUGAAACCCAGCAAGAAGAAGCUGGGGCAGCAUUACAAGCAGCUGUCUUACACUGCGCUCUUCCCCCGGCUGCAGGUGCAUUACUGGGCCUCCUUCGCCCAGCAGCGAGGGAUCCAGGUGGAGUGCUGCCAGGGACACAUCUUCACUCGUGGUACCCAGCGGCUUAUCCCGCAAGCCGGGACGGUGAUGCGACGCCUCAUUUCGGAGUGGAGCAUCACGCAGAUGGUGAGCGACCUGAGCCAGGUCACCGUGCACCUCAUGGCCUCCACUUGUGACGAGAACGCCGAGCACCGGCUCGACACCCUGGUGAAGAAAACCCAUCUGCUGAGCCUGUCCUCCCUCACCUACCAGCGGCACAGCAACCGCACGGCCGAGGAGGAGCUGCCGCUGCGGGAUGGGAGGGAACGGAAAAUAGACACACAGCUACAAGCCAAGAAGCUGAAACGAGGCCCGCUCUCUGCUCACUCCGUCCCUGCCAGAGUGACUGUUCCCGUCACCAGCGGCCGGCCCGAGAGAGCUUCCUCGGGGGGUGAGCACGGCCGGGAGGGGGGCAGGGGGAAACCCGCACCCCUGGUCAACUGCCAGAUGGUGCUGCGUGGCGCGGAGACGGAGGGCUGCGUGAUCGUGUCCGCUGCCAAGGCCCAGCUGCUGCAGUGCCAGCAUCACCCCGCCUGGUAUGGGGACACGCUGAAGCAGAAGACAUCCUGGACGUGCUUGCUGGACGGCAUGCAGUACUUCGCCACGACAGAGAGCAGCCCCAGCGAGAGGGAGCACGGGCAGCUCUGGCUCCAGGUGAAAAACAUCGAGGAGCAUCGGCAACGGAGCCUGGACUCGGUGCAGGAGCUGAUGGAGAGUGGGCAGGCGGUGGGGGGCAUGGUCAGCACCACCACAGACUGGAACCAGCCCUCGGAAGCCCAGCAGACGCAGCAAGUGCAGAGGAUCAUCUCCCGCUGCAGCUGCCGCAUGUACUACAUCAGCUACAGCCACGACAUCGACCCCGAGCUGGCCACACAGAUAAAGCCCCCCGAGGCUCCUGCCAACCAGGAGAAGGAGGAUCUGCUGAAGAAGCAGGAGGGAGCUGUGGACACGUUCACGCUGAUCCACCACGACCUGGAGAUCUCCACCAACCCCGCGCAGUACGCCAUGAUCCUUGACAUCGUCAACAACCUCCUGCUGCACGUGGAGCCCAAGCGCAAGGAGCACAGCGAGAAGAAACAACGAGUGCGCUUCCAGCUGGAGAUCUCCAGCAACCCCGAGGAGCAGCGGAGCAGUAUCCUACACCUACAAGAGGCCGUGAGGCAGCACGUCGCCCAAAUCCGGCAGCUGGAGAAGCAGAUGUACUCCAACGUGAAGUCCUUGCAGGAUGACAGCAAAAACGAGAUCCUGCUCGACCUCAACCACAGGCUGCAGCAGCAGCUGAGCCAGGAGAAGGCUGACCUGCAGCUGGAGAGCGAGGAGCUGAACAUCCUCAUCAGGUGCUUCAAGGACUUCCAGCUGCAGCGAGCCAACAAGAUGGAGCUGCGGAAGCAGCCGGAGGACGUGAGCGUGGCACGACGGACCGAGUUCUACUUUGCCCAGGCACGCUGGCGCCUGACCGAGGAGGACGGGCAGCUGGGCAUCGCCGAGCUGGAGCUCCAGCGCUUCCUCUACAGCAAG